AUGGCCCAUGAUCUUUUUUCAGCAAUUGAGACUCCACAUCCACAUUUCCUAGUACAUUUGGCUGAGGAAGAUCUAGACAUUGAAGAAGACAUUCUUAAAUGGCCACCCUCUGUUCAAGAAAUCCGAGAUGCCCAAAGAUCCAAUGGUCCAGCCACCAUACUAGCCAUAGGAACUGCCAACCCCGCCAAUGAAAUGUACCAAGCUGAGUAUCCGGAUUUUUACUUCCGAGUUACCAAAAGCGAGCAUAUGGACGAACUUAAACAAAAAUUUAAGCGCAUGUGUGACAAGUCGAUGAUCAAGAAGCGUUACGUGCACAUGACAGAAGAGUUGCUACAAGAGAACCCACACAUGUAUGACUAUAACGCCUCAUCGUUAGAUACUCGUCAAGAUAUUCUUGUAACUGAAGUGCCAAAACUCGGGAAAGAGGCAGCUGUUAAGGCCAUUAAAGAAUGGGGGCAACCAAGGUCUAAGAUCACCCACGUAAUCUUCUGCACCGCUUCUGGUGUAGACAUGCCUGGAGCUGAUUACCAACUUACUAAAUUACUUGGCCUUCGACCCUCCGUGAAGCGGUUUAUGCUUUACCAACAAGGCUGCUAUGCGGGAGGUACCGUCCUUCGUUUAGCGAAAGACAUCGCCGAGAACAACCGAGGAGCCCGUGUGUUGGUUGUGUGCGCUGAGAUCACAGUCAUCGGCUUCCGUGGGCCUACUGAGACACACUUGGACUCCAUGGUUGCUCAAACACUUUUUGGUGAUGGAGCUGGGGCUGUGAUCGUGGGUGCUGAUCCAGAUGAGUCUAUUGAGCAUCCUAUCUUCCAGCUCGUGUGGGCCGCUCAAACUAUACUCCCCGACUCAGAAGGUGCCAUCGGUGGGCAGCUUCGAGAAGCUGGACUCACUAUCCACUUAUCAAAGGAUUUACCAGGUCUUAUAUCUAAGAAUAUUGAGAAGGCUUUGGUUGAGGCAUUCAAACCUAUUGGGAUCAAUGAUUGGAACACCAUUUUUUGGGUGGCUCACCCUGGUGGCCGGGCGAUUCUAGACGAAGUCGAAUCAAAACUCGGGCUUAAGGAGGAUAAACUUAAAACAACUCGACACGUACUUAGCGAGUAUGGAAACAUGUCAAGUGUUUGUGUUUUGUUCAUCUUGGAUGAGAUGAGGAAGAGGUCAAUGAGGGAAGGAAUGGCUACUACAGGAGAAGGGUUAGAAUGGGGUGUGUUGUUUGGAUUUGGACCUGGCUUGACGGUUGAGACCGUUAUGCUCCAUAGCGUACCUAUAGCCAACUAAA
Messenger RNA from Beta vulgaris subsp. vulgaris (sugar beet), 1279 nucleotides. RefSeq names its product chalcone synthase 2. The coding region runs from base 1 to 1278 and encodes 425 amino acids. The record is from RefSeq and is a predicted model, not a curated record. Gene Ontology annotation, molecular function: acyltransferase activity, transferring groups other than amino-acyl groups. NCBI's taxonomy places the organism in Eukaryota, Viridiplantae, Streptophyta, Magnoliopsida, Caryophyllales, Amaranthaceae. Gene Ontology annotation, biological process: polyketide biosynthetic process. The transcript is spliced from 4 exons.